AUGGCAUCCUUCACCCCGGCCAACGUCAGCAACCCAGUGCUUGGCCUGAGCGGCUUCCCAGGGCUAGAAAAGGCACAUCAGUGGAUUGGCAUCCCCAUCUUUUCUGCCUACCUGUUUGCAGUGCUGGGUAACUGCACCAUUCUGUACGUCAUCUGGGCAGAGCCCAGUCUGCACCAGCCCAUGUAUUUCUUUCUGGCCAUGCUGGCUGCCACCGACCUGGGACUCUGCCUCACCACGGUGCCCACCGUCAUGGGGGUUCUCUGGUUCCAGCUAAGGACGAUCAGCAAACGUGCCUGCGUUGCUCAACUUUUUAUCAUCCACUCCUUCUCCUUCAUGGAGUCGGCUGUGCUCUUUGCCAUGGCAAUAGACCGCUUCCUAGCCAUCUGCUUCCCUCUGAGAUACAGUUCUCUUGUGACCAGCACCAGGGUGGCGUCAGUUGGUCUUGUUCUCCUGCUAAGAAGCACCACAUUCUUGCUUCCCCCUGUGCCUUUUCUGUUGCAGUUCCCAUACUGCCCAGGGGCUGUCCUUUCUCACUCCUACUGUCUACAUCAGGACAUGAUCCGCCUGGCAUGUGCCAACACCACCUUCAACAGCCUUUAUGCUCUUAUCCUUAUCCUCCUUACCAUGGGCUCUGAUCUCCUCUUCAUCCUCAUCUCCUACAGCCUGAUCCUGAAGGCGGUCCUGGGCAUGACCUCGGGGAACGAAGGCUACCACAAGGCCCUGGGCACCUGUGUCUCCCACCUCUGUGCCGUCCUGGUCUUCUACGUGCCAGUGCUCGGGCUGUCCAUUGUACACCGGUUUGGCCAGCAUGCCUCUCCUCUUCUCCACGUCAUGAUGGGCAACAUCUACAUCCUCCUGCCGCCCUUGAUGAACCCCAUCAUUUACAGCAUCAAAACACAGCAGAUCUACAGCAGGAUCCUGAGAAUGAUCUCUGCCUUGAGUCCUUUUGGGAGAAAGGGGUGCUAA
Euleptes europaea (tarantolino) is the source of this 966-nucleotide messenger RNA. RefSeq names its product olfactory receptor 51V1-like. Gene Ontology annotation, cellular component: membrane. The transcript has a single exon. Bases 1 to 966 code for a protein of 321 amino acids. The record is from RefSeq and is a predicted model, not a curated record. Gene Ontology annotation, biological process: G protein-coupled receptor signaling pathway. Gene Ontology annotation, molecular function: olfactory receptor activity; G protein-coupled receptor activity. NCBI's taxonomy places the organism in Eukaryota, Metazoa, Chordata, Lepidosauria, Squamata, Sphaerodactylidae.